AUGUUGAUACUUAUUUUCAAGGACGUUGAAUUUGGUAUAUUCCGGAAAGUGGCAGACUUAGAAAAUGAAGGUCGCCUUAUGUUCCACACACAAGCGCAAUUCCAGGAGAGCCUUGACACCCUGGUGAGGACAGGACGCCACGUGCUGGUCGACAUGGAAAACAAUAUCAGAGGUUUAGUAGCUUCAGACGUCUCUAAAAGAAGUCGCUGCGAUUUUUAUCUAUCGAGGGAUGGAUUUCUUCCCUUUUCUGCGGUCAUAAUGAGUCAGAAGACGAAUCCUAUCAUACAUGGCCUUAACCGCAGAGUAUUGGCUUUAUUGGAAUCCGGACUCUUCAAGUACUGGGCGCAAGAUGUCCCAAAUUUCACAAGAUGCGACAAUAUCCCCAAGAGACUGGCGUUCACCGCCACGCUCUCCACCACGAACCUCUGGGGAGUAUUCACGGUCCUUGGUGGGGGAUUGACUGUCGGCCUGGUAGUUUGGUGUGCCGAGAUGCUGCUCCUCGUAUCUACAGUGUGACUACUGAGGUCUCACGGGUUUUGUUGAAUACCACUUCAACGAAGCCUACAGAAAAAUCAGGAUUAA
Molecule: messenger RNA, 582 nt
Organism: Portunus trituberculatus (swimming crab)
Lineage: Eukaryota; Metazoa; Arthropoda; Malacostraca; Decapoda; Portunidae
Exons: 4
Coding region: 1-516 (171 amino acids)
Source: RefSeq, a predicted model, not a curated record